This is a messenger RNA of Ilyonectria robusta, 1932 nucleotides long. Its product is annotated as amidohydrolase family-domain-containing protein. The record is from RefSeq and is a predicted model, not a curated record. The transcript has 3 exons. The coding region runs from base 1 to 1932 and encodes 643 amino acids. Gene Ontology annotation, molecular function: hydrolase activity, acting on carbon-nitrogen (but not peptide) bonds. Lineage: Eukaryota; Fungi; Ascomycota; Sordariomycetes; Hypocreales; Nectriaceae.
AUGGGCAUGAUAUCCUAUGCUGGGGCCAAGGCGCCGAUUCAGCGUCACCGAACACCCAUCGCCGACUUCGUUUUUCAGAAUGGAUCGAUCUAUACUCUUGACGCAGGAUCGGCCAAAGUCAGCUCUCUCGCCAUCAAAAAUGGAGUCAUCAUCUCUCUUGGAGACGAUGCCAAAGUCGCACCCUUGAUCGGAAGCAACACACAGGUUCUGGAUUUGGGAGGCCGCAUGGCAAUGCCUGGAUUCGUCGAUCCACACAUGCACGCUUUUCAAGCUGGACAGGACUUGCUCAAAUGCAACUUCAACUAUCAACGACUCAACGUUGAGCAGGUUCUCGCUCACUUGCAAACCUGUCUUGACAGCGACCCAGAGCGCACCGAUGACGACUGGCUCGACGGCGUAGCACUCAACUACAUGUCUCUGGCCCUCGCUGGAGAGACUCUUACCAAAGAUGACCUGGACAGCUUAAACACUAACCGCCCCAUCUUCGUUCGGUCAAACGACUACCACACCUUCGUCCUGAAUUCCCGCGCACUGCACGUCCCGGGGACCCAAGAGCCGACUGGAGUGCUUCUAGACGGCGCGAAUAUUCUCAUUGCUGGGCCUCCUCUGCCGUCGGAUGAGCAAAACGCCGAGGCCGCCCGAGCCGCGCUCCAAAUUCUACGCGAGAAUGGCAUCACAACCUGGCAGGAUGCCCUAGCGACCAACGAGCACGUAGGGCCGUGGCAGAUCAUCAAGCAGGCUGGCGACCUCAGCUCACGGGGGUAUUUCGACUGGCGCAUCCAGCCUCCCUCAACACUUGAAGAGAUCGAUGCAGUAGUCGCUGAGACAGUAGAGCUGCUCGCGUCCCGCAACGACAACUCCACCAUCAGUCCUACGCCAACGCUAAAGUGGCAGUCAAUCAAGGCAUUUUUGGAUGGUAUUGUCAUCUAUUCAGCGAGGACGGCCGCCAAUGUAGAUCCUCAUUGGCUUCCUGUUGCCAAUGGCACCAACGGCACUGUGGAAUGGGCGCCGGAUCCCAGCGCCUUGUCAGGCACGUACUGGGAUGCGGAUAUUCUUUCCGAGACCCUUGGUCAAUUCUUCCUCAACGGGGUUGAUGCGCAGCUACACGUUGAUGGUGACUUGGCUGUCCACAUCAGCUUGAAUGCGGCAGAGGCUUACCGCAAGGCCCAUCCCAAAGCACGCCCGAUCCGCCUCGCCCUGGCUCACGCGAGCUUGACCCUCGAAGAAGACUGGCCACGUUUUGCAGAGCUGGGGGUGGAUGCUGUAUUCAGCUUCCAAUGGUCCCAGCUCGCUCCUAUGUGGGUGCCGGAUACACUCCAGAGCCUGGGCGAGUACCGAAUGGACAAUCUUGACGCGUAUGCCCGCAUCGAGAAGGCUGGACGCCCCCCAGUCUACGGCAGCGACUGGCCUGUCGAUCCACUCGACGUUUGGCUUGCCCUCAAAGCAGGCGUGACUCGAAGAGGUGACCCAGAAAACCCCAACUCAGCCUCCUUCAUCGGCGAGGAAUACAGUGGCUUGUUCCCCGGCCCGGGCCUCUCGCGCGAAUCCGCUCUCAGAGCCAUGACUAUCAACGCAGCCAGACUCCUCCGCGCUGAUAAACAACUAGGAUCUUUGGAAAUUGGCAAGGUUGCAGAUAUGAUUGUGGUCGAGAACAACUACUUCGAGGUGCCUGAUGAGGAGCUGGGCCGGAAUCGAGUUCUAGUGACAAUGUUGGGCGGCGAGGUUGUGUACGUCGAGGACAAUGCACAGGCAACUUUUGCAAAGGAAAUCACCCCGAAAUUUGCCAACGACAAUGUGGCUGCUGCCAAGAUGGCCCGAAGGUCGCUGGGCGGUGUUGGCGGCAAGCAUCUCAACGAGGAAGAGCGGGCUGACAUGGCGAGGCUGAGAAAGCGAGGACAGUGCGGUCACGGCCUGCACUCGCACAAACACUAA